Hemicordylus capensis (graceful crag lizard) is the source of this 1649-nucleotide messenger RNA. RefSeq names its product galectin-related protein A-like. The transcript has 4 exons. The record is from RefSeq and is a predicted model, not a curated record. Gene Ontology annotation, molecular function: carbohydrate binding. Lineage: Eukaryota; Metazoa; Chordata; Lepidosauria; Squamata; Cordylidae. The coding region runs from base 206 to 631 and encodes 141 amino acids.
GGUGCAUGUUCUUCAGCUAUAGCCAUACCAUCAACUACAGCUUUUGCUCCAGCCCUGAUUCCAGCUCCGAUCCCAGCCUCUGGUUUGGACCUGUCUCCAGUCCCAAACCACACACCACACUUGGCUGCCCUAGCAAAUUGGACCCCUAGGGACUCUACCGCCUUGCAAGUUACACACUUGCCUUUCUUGCCCAGGAGACCCACCAAUGCGCGCUACCCUGAAGGCAGUGAAAUAUGUUGGUGAAAUUAAAGGAGGACUGAGGCCAGCCAUGAAAAUUACUGUUGUGGGGGUAAUAUGCCCCACCCCCAAAAGUUUUUCAGUGACUUUGCUCUGUGACCCCAUGGAUGCAAGCAAGGAUGUUGGGCUAUUACUUGCAGUCAGCUUCAUGGAGAAAUCUAUUGUCCGGAAUUCCUGUAUUGCUGGGAAAUGGGGAAAGGAAGAGACAACAAUUCCUUACUUCCCAUUUACACCAGGGGACUCAUUUAAGAUGGAGCUCUUGUGUGAGCACCAGCAGAUUCGAGUCUUGCUUGAUGGACGUCAGCUAUGCAAUUUCAGUCACCGUGUGCAGCCUCUGCAAAGGGUGACAGCUUUAAAAAUCUCAGGAGACCUUGAGCUCACCAAAGUGGCUUGAAGAUACAGUAUAAAGAAUCCCAUAUCACUACUGGGAGAUUGGGGUGGGGACACUUUCCCUAUGCAGAUUGAAGUGCUUCCUUGUUCUUGAGCUUGUUUGUGCCUCUUGAUUUGAAAUGGUCAAGUAAUCCAACUUCCCUCACCCUGCCAACAUAAUUGAAAUAUGUGCUUUUUAUUCUAGAAACCAGAGGAUGGCAGGGACUGGAUGGUUUUGGGAGGCCUGCCGGCCCAUUCCAUUACCCUCCCAGAUACCAGUCAUAGGUUGUGAUCCAUCAAACCCCUUUAUGCAUACACAAAGGAUUGCAAGUCCACAGAAUAGCUUUUGUCAUGAAAUCAUAGAACCAUAGAGAAGGAGGGAGCCUUGUAGGGCAUCUGGUCCGAUACCCGGCUCAAUGCAAGAAAUCCAGAGGUAGCGCAUCCCCAGUAGAUGGCUGUCCACAGUGGCAACUCCCACAUGGGGCAAGGUGAACUGAUGGCCCACGGCAGGUUAUGCCAUAGAUAGGCCCUGCUCCCUGCCUCAGGGACCGCCUCACCUACCUGCUGCCAUUGCUCUCACCACCUCACCUCUGCUGCCACCCCUGUUUUUGUGGUGUCCCCUCUCCAGGCAUUUAGGUAUAAUUGAGCAGGGUGGGGGGACAAAUGUCCCCCAACUGCUGGAUUCCAGGAGCCACCCAUGGCCUACCCCACCCUCACACUCCCACCCUCCAUGACACCAGAGAACACAUACAGAAUUCUUCAGGGGUGUGUUUGGGAUCUCAACAAAUGUUUUCUUCUGAAGGUGUUGAUGCUCAGAAAAUAGUAAUGUUCAGAACUGAAGGGAUGGGCUUCAUAUUAGAGGGUUUGAAGAUGGGCCCCGUCUCAGCCAACAUCCAAAAACAAUCAUCCCUUUGUAUCAGCUUUCCUCAUGACGACGAUGAUGACUGUGGAAUGUUUUUUUAUGAUAGUGCUUUCCUCAAACAAUGUCAAUUUUUUUUAGCUUGUCUCUGUGCUUUUGAAAUAAUUAAAUAUGUAAAUAUGAA